Messenger RNA from Parasteatoda tepidariorum (common house spider), 510 nucleotides. Lineage: Eukaryota; Metazoa; Arthropoda; Arachnida; Araneae; Theridiidae. The record is from RefSeq and is a predicted model, not a curated record.
AUGCGGGCUUUAACUGGAGGUGAGAAUAAAAAGAUAUUAGAAGUUUCUUAUCGUGUGUCGCUAUUAAUUGCGAAAUGUAGUGCAGCGGAAACCAUUGGUGAAAUUUUAAUCAAGCCUGCAGCCAAGAUAAUGGCCGAAAUAAUCAUAGGAGAAAAAGCGAAACAAGAAUUUGAUAGCGUUUCUCUCUCAAAUAAUACAGUUCAUCGACGAAUUAUUGAUAUGUCUAAUAAUGUGAAACAGAUGUUAUUAUCUGAUAUUUCUCAAAGUCGUUAUUAUGCAUUACAAGUCGAUGAGUCAACUGUUAUUGUGAAUUGUUCAAAUCUUAUGGCGUUUGUUACAUACGAAAAAAAUCAAGAAAUUCACGAUGACUUUUUAUUUUGUCAGCCUUUAUUAGGUCACACAACAGGAGAAGAUAUCUUUAAUGUUGUGAAUAAAUUUAUGCAAGAAAACAAAAUUGCUUGGAAUAGAUGUGUAGAAAUAUGCAGAGAUGGAAUAUGCUCUUACCCAUGA